AUGCCCCGGAAAGACUUCUUCCCUCCAAGGGACGGCCUCAAGCUUAAGGUCCAAGGAGUUCGACUCGGUAUCGUCAUUCGCGUCAUUUCCGCAAUCAUCCUGGUCAUGCUCUUGCGCUCCAGGGUCAAGAAGGCGAUCGACCCGCCCAUGCAUCCGCUGUUGAUAAGGAGAAUGAAUAUCUCUGCGGCGAUCCAUGCCCUUCCUGAUCCGGAGUGGCACGUCGACAUCGAGGACUGCCAGACGUCAGGUCCUUUGCAUGCAUCUCAGACCCUUGACCACCAGAUCGACCUCGCCAGCUGUCCUCGAAAUCCUACAGGCCUGGUUCCGGAGAACGAUCACGACAACCGCUAUUUGCUUCGGCCACGCUACUUUGAGAGCCUCUUCUGGGCGUACGCCAACACGUGGGACCCGAAGUAUCAGAAUGUCUCGUGGUAUGCUUUUCUUGCUGUGAAUAAGACUUGUCGAGAUGAGCGGGGACACUUCCAUGGUGUUGAGGAUGUUUGGCAGGAGGGUGGUGGGGAUAAAAUAUAUGGGGUCCCAAGCCUGAGGGUGGCGAGAUUGCUAAGGUGGGCUUUAUUGAUUCAGAGGGUGAACGUUACCGAGGUCAAGAAGGGGGAAGACGGGAGAUAUGGGAACGUGCAUGAGAUUGAGAGGGAGGAGGUGUUUCCGAUGGUGAGCUACGAUUCUUUGGCGGAUGCUAUGUUUGGAUGGCCCAGAAAUUUUCGCUGGUAA
Lecanosticta acicola is the source of this 732-nucleotide messenger RNA. Lineage: Eukaryota; Fungi; Ascomycota; Dothideomycetes; Mycosphaerellales; Mycosphaerellaceae. The record is from the annotation of a GenBank genome assembly.